GUCGCGCGGAGAUGACGUCGUGACCGAACCGGGAGCUGGAUGGCGUCGCGUUGGGCCGCGCGAGCCUGAGGCGGCGGGGCGGCGGGGCGGCGGAUUUCCCUCAGCCAAGAGGCGAUCUCAACGCUCAAGCUUCCAAUGAAUCAGAAUGUCAAAAGUGAGACGGAAGGUUACAGUUGAAAAUUCAAAGACCAUUUCUGAGAGCACGUCUCGUAGACCCAGUGUGUUUGAAAGGCUUGGGCCUAGCACAGGGACAAGUGCUGAGACGCAAUGUCGUAAUUGGAUGAAAACUGGUCAUUGUCCAUAUGGGAACACUUGUAGGUUUACUCAUGGAUCCUCCCCUAGAGGUAAAGGAUACAGUACUUCAUAUAGAAGAUCUCCAGAAAGACCAACUGGUGAUUUGCGAGAGAGAAUGAAGAAUAAAAGGCAAGAUGUAGAAUCUGAGCCACAGAAGAGAUCCCAGGAUGAAUCCUCAUCUCCAACAAGGAGGGAUGCUUCAAGAAGCAGACGCCGGAAAAAAGAUGACGCUAAUCUUAAAAUUACAAAGGAGCGCACUCCAGAAAGUGAGGAAGAAUCAGCUGAGUGGGAAACAGGCAGGGAUGAUUCUGAUAAUGGGGAUGUUAACUAUGAUUAUGAUCAUGAGUUGUCCCUCGAAAUGAAACGGCAGAAAAUACAACGAGAGCUGAUGAAACUUGAGCAAGAGAAUAUGGAAAAAAGAGAGGAAAUAGUCAUCAAGAAGGAGAUAUCUCCAGAACCAGUGAGAAAUAAACACUCCCCAUCUCCAAGAAAUGCAAGCAAAUCGUCUAAGCAUAAAACUAGCCCGAAGUUACCUUCUGGUAAGAAGGAGAAAAAAGGAUCAAGAUUGUCAUCUCCUGUGAGUGAGCAACAAAGAAAAUCUUUAAAAGUACAGCAGGGUAAAAAGAAAGGACCUCGUACUCCAAGUCCACCACCCCCUAUUCAUGAAGAGAUACUAGCAACAAAAAAGCAUAAAGAAAAGUCAAGAACAAAAGACAGAAUUGAAGAAAAAGCCCGAGAGAGUAAAGAAAGAGGAAGGGAUAUGGAAAGGCAUAAAGAGAAAAAAGAAAAACACAGGGAUCACUCUUCUGUUCGUAGGCAGAAGAGGUCUAUAAGUCCGGAAGAACAAUCUGGCAGCACCUCUUCUCGUUCCAGAGAAUAUUCCCCACCAGCAGCAAGGAGAAAAUCAGCCUCUCCAGCUCCACCUAAGUCAACUUCUUCUUCCUCUUCUCGAAAGCAUUCCUUCUCUCCACGUCACAGCAGAUCACCCUCUUCUCAGCGACGACACCAAACUCCCACUGUAUCCAGACAACACUCUCCAUCGUCUCAGUCAGGUUCACCUGUAACAAGAAGAUCAUCGUCUCCCCGACACAAAUGUUCCACUUCACUGUCCUACCAGCGCUCAGCGUCUCUCACUCGAAAGCGAUCCCCUUCACCAUAUACUCAACGUUCUUCAUCUCCACAGAGAAAGCAAAGUCCUGUUAGGCAUAGGUCCUCUGUUAAGGAAAAAGGCAAACACGAACAAGAAAAAUCACCAUUACAAGAGCUAUAUCAUGAGAAGAAGGAAGGGAACAGAGGAAAACGAGACAAGGAAAGCAAGGAUAGUCGAGACCGGCGAGAUUACGAUCUGGAUCAGAAUUUACUCCAUGAAAGGGACGAGCGGACAAGCAGGGAAACCCGUGAUAACAGAAACAAUCGGGAUUACAAAGAAGUGAAAGAUAACACCGAGCGCAGAGAGAUCAGGGAAUCUCGUGAAGUUCGUGAUACAAGAGACACACGAGAUUACAAAGAGAGCAAAGAUUCUCGAGAUGGGAGAGAAUCACGAUCUAGCCGCGAUACACACGAUUAUCGAGAUAGCAGAGAUUUCCAUCGAAAAGACGAACAGCAUUAUGAGGACCGCAGUUACAGUCGGGGCCAUGGCAGGGAUGAAAAUUCCCGGACUGACAUCAAGAAUGAUCGUCAAAAUGAAGCCAGGAUUGAUAGCAGGAAUGAAUCCAGGGGAGAUGGCCGGGGCGAAUCCAGGGGAGACGGCCGCGGCGAGUCCAGGGGAGAUGGCCGGAGCGAGUCCAGGAGGGACAGCCGGGGGGAGACCAGGGGAGACUGCCGGGGCGAGACCAGGGGAGACGGCCGGGGCGAGAUCAGGGGAGACGGCCGGGGCGAAGCCAGGGGAGGUGGCCGGGGUGAGACCAGAGGGGAUAUCCGGGGCGAGAUGAGGGGAGAUAGCCGAAGUGAGGUAAGGGGUGAUGGCCGGGGUGACUCAAGGGGAGAUGGCCGGGGAGAGUCCAGGGGAGACAGCCGUGGCGAGGCUAGAGCUGACAGCCGUUGUGAGACCAGUAGAGACGGCCGGGGUGAGGUCAGAGGAGAUGGCCGUGGCGAGUCCAGGGGAGAUGGCCGUGGCGAGGCUAGAGCUGACAGCCGGAGUGAGACCAGGACUGAUAGCCGGGGAGAUGGCCGCAUUGAGACCAGGAGUGAUGGCCGUGGCGAGAUCAGGGGAGAUGGACGUGGCGAAACCAGGGGUGAAAGAGUGGCCAGAGGAAGAGGGAGAGGACCAGAAUUAACCGAAAAAGGGAGCCAUGGAACAACUCGAAGUAGCCAAUUUGACACACACAGCACAAGCAGUAAUUACCAUGAAAACUGGGAUACAAGAAGUGGAUAUGCAGAAAGAGAUCGCUAUGAUCGAGACCAAAGCAGAGAUGCAUCCUUUGACAGGCAUGGCCAUGCAGAGAGGGAAAGGCGUGAAAACAGAGACCGUGAAAGAGAUCACACAGCUGGUACUGCUACACGGCACCCAGGGAGGACAGAUGAUCAUGACCAUGAAGAAAGAAAAGAAGAGCGGCGAUCAGAUCGCGAGGACAGGCGUGAUGAUAGACUCAGGGAAAGAGACCGUGAAAGAGAUCGUGACAAAGAUCGUGAUAGAGAUAGAGAGCGAGAAAGGGAAAGAGAAUUGGAUCGAGAGAGGGAGCGUGAAAGAAUCCGUGAACGGGAUAGGGAAAAGGAACGAGAGCGAGAGAGGGGCAAGGAGAGAGAACGAGAAAGGGAGAGGGAGAGAGAGAGGGAGAGAGAACGGGAAAGGGAAAAGGAAAGGGAGAGGGUUAGAGAGAGGGACAGAGAGAGAGAGAAGCAAAAAGACUGGGAUGAGAAGGAGAAAUUGAGAGAUGAACGCAAAGAUAAAAAGGACGAUCAACGAGAAGAGCGGGAUUUGAGGGCAAGUCACAGUCAAAGGAAAACAAGAAAACGGCCUUGGACAGAAUGCAGCCUGAGCCCAUUGGCAAAGCGAGCUCGUGAUGAAUCUCCUGAUAGUGAUACCUACAACAGUAGUGAAGAGAAAAGUGAAAAGCACCGCUUGUUAAGUCAGGUCGUACGUCCACAAGAUUGUCGGACACUCAGUCCGCCGCGUGUUAUUGAAGAUCGAACAAGUAGCUGGAAAGAUGAUGACAGGAAGUUGGACAAAAAGGAAAGUACAAGGAGGCGCGAUGACCAUACCAUGAGAGAAAGAAUAGCUUCAGGGGACAAACAAAGAGAGCAUAUAGCGGGGAGCGUCGAGAGUUCACGAAGCAGGGAAUCUGAUAGCACUGCACACCAUACUGGUGAUGAUAGAGAAGGACUUGUUGGACUACAUGAACAUAGCAAGAAAAAAAACAAAGCUCUGCGGAAGUCUCAAAAGAAGAACAAAAGAGAUGAUGAUUGUGGAUCCAAAAAAUACAUUUCAGAGCCCUUAGUAGAGGAAGCAGUUUUGUCACCCAGGAAAGCUUCAAAGAAGAAAAAUGUUGAUAAAAAACGUAAACGCUCUAAAGGAGAUUCAGAUGCUUCUGAUGAGGAAGUGGUCCCGCAAGCUAAAAGGUGGAAGGGUCCCAGGACUCCACCUGUAACCGUAAAGGAAGAAUCUAUUGAAGAAGUAUCUGAGAAAAGUGCUGAAGGAAAUACACAAGGAGGAGGAGAUGUAGUUUUCAGUGACUGGUCAGAUGGAGAUGUGCCAGAACGUGAAGAAAGUAUAAUUUCUGACAAGAGCCUUGAAGAUUCUCGAAGGAAAAGUCAGAGAACUGAAGUUGAAAAGUUAGAAGCCCCUACCGUGGCAGAUAAUCGCUCAUGUAAAACUGAUGAGCACAAACGGAGCAGCAGCCUUGGUAGCAAUCGCAGUCAGACUUCAAGCCGUUUACGAUCACCUUCAAAUGAAUCUACUCAUCGCAGCGGAGAUGAUCAGAGUGGUGGAAGGAGACGACAGCAUGGAACUUCAAGAGAUGGGCAGAAGUACAGAAAUAUUGAGUCUUGUGAACGUAAAUCCCGAAUAGAUCAACUCAAGCGUGGAGAGCCUAGCCGCAGCACUUCCUCAGAUCGUCAAGAUUCAAGGAGUCACAGUUCUAGAAGAAGCUCCCCUGAUUUAGAUCGACAAGAGCGUUCCAGGACUGGUUCUUUUGAGAGCAGGGAAAAGCUUCAGGAUAGUGAACGGGACCGUGAUCGAGAAAGACGGGAGAGAAGAGAAUGGGAGCGGGAUGGAGAACAUCGGGACUGGGCUAAAAGCAGGCACAGAAAUAGAGACCGACGAAGAGAGGUCACGAAGGAGAAAGAAAAGCCGUCAGCAGAAAUGUUUGAUAAAGAUAAAGAACGAACUCAGGAACCUGCUUCCAUGCUGGAACAAACCCGAGUGGAACUAAGACUGGGAAGGGAAACUGAGAAGCAACUCGACCAAACUGAAACUACAGCUGCAGUCACGUGUGAAAGAGAUGUAAAGGAGCCAGUGAAGGAAUCAGAGAAUGAAGAGCUUCAUGCUGAUGAACCUAUUGAUAGCAUUGAAGCAGGUGAGCAAGAUGGAAAAGUAGAUGAUGCACAGUCAUCAUUGUCAGGAGCUUGUGAAGAAUAUGAACCAAUUAGUGAUGAUGAGCUGGAUGAAAUUCUAGCUGAUGAUGCAGGAAAAAGAGAGGAGAACCAGGAUGAAGAGAAAAUAUCAGAUCCCAUGGAUGUGAUUGAUGUCGAUUGGUCAAGUCUGUUACCCAAGCAACCCAAAGAGCCAAAGGAGCCAGGAGCUGCUUUGUUAAAAUUCACUCCUGGUGCAAUCCUGUUACGAGCUGGAAUAUCCAAGCGUUUGGCUGGUGCAGAAUUGUUUGCCAAGGUCAAUGAAACUUGUCGGGCAGCUAUCAACAACUCUAAAGAUGGAGACAACGUUUUUGAAGAUGAACUUGGAGCCCUCAACAUGGCUGCUAUUCAGAGAAAGGAAGAGCGAGCCCAUCUGCUGAGUAGUUUGGGACCCUGUUGUAAAGCACUUUGUUCUCGGAGGGAUCUUGUUAUCCGCAAACAGUUAGUAAGAAAUGAAAAGGGUGCAACCAAGCAUAUGUAUACAAAUCAACCAGUUGUGGACAACGAUCUUCUAAGAUCAAGUCUUCGGUUAUUCAAACGCAAAGCACUAUGUCAUGGUCCCAUACAGGAAAAAAGUGAUGACAGUAAGAUUUUGCGACCUAAAGUUAAACAGGAAGUUUGUGUUUCAUAACUUUUGCAGCAUCAUGGAUUAAUUUUGACUUUGAUAUUGGAGAAUCUGUAUCUAAGGAACUGGAUCCCACACCUGAAUAUUUGGAAGAAUGUCACUUGUUUAUUGACAAACCUAAUAUUGGACCUGGAAUGGUCAAACUUAAUUUUUCAGCUUUCAAGACUAUUCGUUUUAGGAAUUUAAAUACUGUUCUAUGUACUGGAUAAGUGAAUAUAUCAUUUUUUGAAGUACAGAUUUGAAAUCUUUAAUAAAAGUCUCAGCUUUG
Messenger RNA from Hypanus sabinus (Atlantic stingray), 5756 nucleotides. RefSeq names its product zinc finger CCCH-type containing 13 (gene zc3h13). The coding region runs from base 146 to 5494 and encodes 1782 amino acids. Gene Ontology annotation, cellular component: RNA N6-methyladenosine methyltransferase complex. The transcript is spliced from 20 exons. The record is from RefSeq and is a predicted model, not a curated record. NCBI's taxonomy places the organism in Eukaryota, Metazoa, Chordata, Chondrichthyes, Myliobatiformes, Dasyatidae. Gene Ontology annotation, molecular function: metal ion binding.